Molecule: messenger RNA, 5562 nt
Organism: Vicugna pacos (alpaca)
Lineage: Eukaryota; Metazoa; Chordata; Mammalia; Artiodactyla; Camelidae
Gene: SLC5A8
Product: solute carrier family 5 member 8
Biological process (GO): sodium ion transport; propanoate transmembrane transport
Cellular component (GO): extracellular exosome; membrane
Molecular function (GO): organic acid:sodium symporter activity
Source: RefSeq, a predicted model, not a curated record
AUGCUGCUCAUCUCGGCCGUCGUCGGCAUCUACCAUGCCUUCGCGGCGGGCGGCCAGCAGACCCCCAAGGACUUCCUGAUGGGCGGCCGCAGGAUGACCGCCGUGCCGGUGGCGCUGUCCCUCGCCGCCAGCUUCAUGUCGGCGGUCACCGUCCUGGGCUCCCCGUCUGAGGUCUACCGUUUUGGGGCCAUAUUCAGCAUCUUUGCCAUCACCUUCUUCCUUGUGGUGGUCAUCAGCGCGGAGGUCUUCCUUCCGGUGUUCUACAAACUGGGAGUUACCAGCACCUACGAGUAUUUAGAACUUCGAUUUAACAAAUAUGUUCGUCUCUGUGGAACAUUCCUCUUCAUUGUUCUAACAAUUCUGUAUACUGGAAUUGUUAUUUAUGCCCCUGCCCUGGCUUUGAGUCAAGCCACAGGAUUCGAUCUGUGGGGUGCAGUAGUGGCUACUGGGGUGGUCUGCACAUUCUACUGCACGCUGGGUGGUCUUAAAGCGGUUAUCUGGACAGACGUUUUUCAAGUUGGGAUCAUGGUGGCCGGAUUUGCAUCUGUGAUUAUACAGGCUGCACUUAUUCAAGGUGGAAUUAGCACUAUUCUAAAUGAUGCCUAUAAUGGUGGAAGAUUAAACUUCUGGAAUCUUAAUCCUAAUCCUUUGCAAAGACACACAUUCUGGACGAUUAUUAUAGGAGGGACCUUCACGUGGACCAGCAUCUAUGGUGUCAACCAGUCCCAAGUGCAGAGAUAUAUUUCCUGUAAAAGCAGAUUCCAGGCAAAAAUGUCUCUCUACAUCAAUCUUGUGGCACUCUGGGCAAUCCUCACCUGCUCAGUGCUUUGUGGGCUCGCACUGUAUUCCAGAUACCAUGACUGUGAUCCUUGGACAGCCAAGAAAGUGUCUGCACCAGACCAGCUCAUGCCUUAUUUGGUACUGGACAUUCUGCAAGAUUACCCAGGAGUUCCUGGACUCUUUGUGGCCUGUGCUUACAGCGGAACAUUGAGCACAGUGUCCUCCAGUAUUAAUGCUUUAGCAGCAGUAACUGUGGAAGAUCUAGUCAAACCUCACUUCACAUCUCUCUCAGAAAGGUCUCUCUCUUGGAUUUCCCAAGGACUGAGUGUGCUGUUUGGAGUCCUGUGUAUUGGAAUGGCUGCGCUAGCGUCACUAAUGGGAUCUUUGUUGCAGGCAGCACUCAGCAUAUUUGGCAUGAUUGGUGGACCACUUUUGGGCUUGUUUGCUUUGGGUAUUUUGGUUCCCUUUGCCAACUCAAUUGGAGCACUUGUUGGUCUACUGGUCGGGUUUACCGUUACUUUGUGGGUCGGAAUUGGAGCUCAACUUUAUCCUCCACUUCCUGAGAGAACUAUGCCAUUAAGGCUUGAAACCUAUGGCUGUAAUAGCACAUACAAUGGGACAAAUUGGAUGACAACCACAGAAAUGCCAUUUUCUACCAGUGCUUUUCAAGUACACAAAAUUGAAAGGACCGCGCUAAUGGAUAAUUGGUAUUCUUUAUCAUACCUGUACUUCAGCACUCUUGGAACUUUGGUAACGUUAUUCGUGGGAAUACUUAUCAGUUUAUCAACAGGAGGAAGAAAACAGAACGUAGACUGCAGAUUCCUACUAACCAAAGAGGACUUUACAUCCAAUUUUGACAUCUUUAAGAAAAAGAAGCAAGUUUUAAACACUAAAUCUCAUCCAAUAGAAGAUGGCGGAAAUGACAAUCCUGCCUUCAACCAUAUUGAAUUGAACUGCACAGAUCAAAGUGCCAAGAUCAGUGGGACUCGUUUGUGAAGCAGCUGUGAGACUAAGUGAUCUUAAACAGUGUCCCAGUUUUCUGUGUUUUCUAAGAUAAUUGGAUCAGGUUUAGGUUUUUCUGUUUGGUUUGGUUUGGUUUGGUUUGGUUUAUCAUGAGCGUUUCGGGGGAGAUCUUUGGGGGGAUAAAUUUUUGUUAAAGCGAAGUCCUGACUUUACUUAAUACACUCACUAGUUGAUGCUACUCUGGAGGUAAGAGUUUCAACAUCAGCAUCUCCCUCUCUCUCUUUUAUUUCAAUGAAGCUUGUGAAAGUUAUGAAAGUUGUGACUUCAUGUGUACUUAAAAGGUAAAUACACAUACUUGGUGGUCAGAAGCAUAUUCUUAAAUUUGGGCAUUAUUAAACAUAUUUCCAUGCUUCCAUAUUUGGUGCUAACAUAUACAUUUUGGAGUUCACCAAAAUCAUAAUUAAUAUUGAAAAGGACAUUUCUCCCUCCUACCACAUACUCCAUUCUUAGGGAGCAAUGAAGUGACAGGUCUGUGUUGUCUAGAUCUUUGCUUCUCAUCAACCCUAUCAGCCCACAGCACAUAAAAACCUUGAAAUGGAUCCUGGCUCAGGACGCAUCCUGUUUGGGACAGAAUCUAGGCCCAGUGAUCAAGGUCUUCUUGGUGCUAUGCAUGUAUUCUUGUGCCUUUUUUGCUUGUUAUCUAGAGUUCCUGGCCAUUGGCUGCUUAUUUUGCUUUUCUUAGACUCUGGUUCUUAUCUGCAUUCCUAGUUUCUGACCCAUCGACUUUGGUUUUGUUGUUCAUUUUACCUUUACUUGCCUUCCUAAUUUCCUGUUCACUCUACUGCCUACAUAAUUAUAUUUGGGCUUGCAUGAGUCUUGAGACACCCACUGUGAAUCCUGUGAUCCUACCCUGGAUCCUGGUUCACAUCUCAGCCUAUAAACUCCCAUGAGCCUUAUACUGACUGAAGUGCUUUCAAUGUAGGUACUUGUAGAUUUGGUGACCCAAGACUAUUUACAUAAUUUAGAAUGGUUAAGCUCCAUGGAAUCAGUUGAUUCCACUGAAUGCUAUUAAGCUAAAUUUUUCAAUGUCAGCUAACAUGCAGUCAGUUAAAUUUAAAGGUACAUAUGCCUAGAAAUCUUGAAUUCUAGUAUUUCAGUUGGUUAAAGAGCUAAAUUACAAAGGCAAAUACUAUUAUUUUUCUUUAGUGUUCUGGAAUUACUAAAUAUAUGCUAUGUUUUUUAUGUUUUAAAAUUUCAAGUAGCAAUCUCAAAGUUUAUUUUGUUUAUUUUGCUAAAUUUCUAGCUAAGACUCUGGUUACAGACUUUCAUCAGUAACUUAUAUUUUUCUACAGUACACAUAUUAGAUAUUGGGUUUUUUUAGCUUUACACUGUUUUAAAAUAACAUGAAAUAUUUAGGUAUAUUGAAUAUUUUGUAAUUAAAUAAUUUUUUGCUUAUUUUCUAAUAUUUAGGUGAGCAUGCUCUGUACAUUUAGAGGUUGCUGAUUGAAAACAUUAAGAAAUGAAAAAAAGUAGAAAAUAGCAUUUAUCUAAAGCAGGGAGAUUUAUAUGACAUUUAAAUUUAAUGAUAUAUUCACAUAUUUUGUAUGUGUAUAGUUGUUAUUUUUAAUCAAUAUAUUUGUAAGCAUACAGCAAACUUUGUAAAUCUUUCCAUAAUUUUUUUAAUGAGUAGGGAGAUACAAUCUUAUUUGUUUUAUGUGUGUGAUUUGAACUAUUAUUUAUUUAAUAAUUCUAAAUGCACAUGUGUGUAGAAUGCUUCAAUUUUAGAAAUCAAGAUCAGGUUAUUUAAAUAAUUUUUUCUUUUAUCUGACUGCCAAGGAAUUAUGCAACGUAUUUUUAAUGAAAGAUACAGUAAUUCCAUUCUUGUCCACUUUCUUUUAACAAAGUAUAUCUUUGUGACAUUAGAAAUUAUUGAUAUUUUACUUUUAUAAAUACAUAAGAUUAAGUGGGGAGGGUAUAGCUCAGUGGUAGAGCACAUGCAUUAAUAUUCAUAAGUUCCUGAGUUCAAUCCCCAGUACCUCCAUUAAGAUAAAUAAAUAAAUAAAAGUAACCUAAUUACCCCCCAAAAAAUUUAAAACAAAACAAAACAUAAGAUUACCAAAUAGAAUUCUUAAGAAAUCAAAGUUAUGUUAUAUUAAUUAUUAAAAAUCAUUUGUCUUAGCUAAAUCUUUGGGUAAAAUCAAACAGAGGUAAAAUGUUAAUAUAAUGUAAAUUAAAUAAUCUAAUGUUCUUAAUUAUUCUGAAUCACAACAAGGCAAAUGGGAAGGAAAAGCCACAUAAGUUGCCUAUCUUUUUUGUUACUAAUGAGUUGUAUGACCUUGAAUUUAUCCUUAAUCUCCUCUAAUGUUGGAACUUCACACUAAACACAUACCUACCUCACAGAAAUAAUAUGAGCAUAAAAGAUCAGAUAGCACUUUAUUAACUCAAAUAGUGUUACUUAAAAUUUCAAUAUGAUUGAGAAUCAAAAUCUGAGACAAAGGUCAUUUGCUAGUUUUAAGUAAAGGUGAACCAUUAAUAAUUUGCAAUGUAAUGAAGUGGAGAUAGUUCCUUUUAAAAAUAUGUACCAUAGAAAUAUUUAAAAAAUCAGAAAUCAGCAGGAUUAUUCUAACAGAAAGAAUGUAAACUUUAAAGAAAGCUAUAGAACAAUCAUAUACACUCCAUAGGGAAAAAAUUUUUAUUUAGAAUGUAAAACAGUAUACAUGUAUAUUCAUCUGUUUAGUUGCUUAUGUGGUAUAUUCUCUCUAGAACAGUAGUUCUCAACGGAUAAUUUUGCACCUCAGGGACAUUUAGAAAUAUCUGGGUACAUUCUUGGUUGUCACAGGUGGUAAGAAGGUGCUACUGGCAGCUGGUGGAUAGAAUUCAGAGAUGCUGCUAAACGUCCCAUGGUGCACAGGGAGCCCUCUUCUCCACAACAAAAAGUGAUCCUGCCCUAGAUAUCAGUAGUGUUGACUUCAAGAAAUUCUGCCCUAGGAGUUAGGUUUCAAAUCUUGAAAUCGCACACCUUCGUUGUGUUCCUUUAGGGCAAUUGCCUUGACUCUUGUAUCUGUUCUUAUCUAUAAGUGAGGAUUAAACUAUUGCUAGCAUAUGGAAUGUUAUGAUGCAGAAUAAUGAUCAUAUAUUUUAAGGACUACAGAAUUGUGAGUAAUUAUGAAGACAGCUCGUAAGAGUGUUUCAUUUCUUAACAUGAUUUCCAACAUUGACAAACAUUAGGAUGAAGGAAAUAUUCAACCUAUGAAUAUGAAGGUUUUCGUAAUUUUAUUUCAUUUUUUAAAACCCCAGAAAGUAUCAUUUAUUGUUAACAACUGAAUGUCUGUCCAUGAUGUAGAUAUGUGGGGCAAGGGUAGGGUUGAGAUGGAGGAAGUAACUCUCUGUGUUGAUUCUUAUAGAAAAGUCUGAGUUCUUUCCAAUAAUGAUUGUUGAUAUGGAGUAAACAAAUUACAUGAAAAUUCACUGUACAAUUUAGUCACUGUAAAAUUCACUUUUACAUUUGUGUGCCCAUUAUGAAAAAACUUGAGGGGAUUGAGCAUUAUAAUGUAAAAUAUGGUUGCAUUUGGGAUUUUUCUACUUGAUUGAACUCUGCAGGUGUCUUUAUAAUUGUCUGUUCUUGGGGGAUAAAUGUCAAAUUGAAUAUAAUUAAUUUUAUCAGCUUUUAAAUAAAAUUAUUUCUACUCUGUUUACCACAUAGAGGACUCUUCCUAUCUACUGUUAUAAAAGUGUAAGAAAAUAAACAUGUAGAACUUUUGUCACUGAAGUCAUUAACACUGGAUCUGAAAAUAAACAUAACAUAUUUAAUACUGGAAA